Cornus florida is the source of this 1864-nucleotide messenger RNA. RefSeq names its product F-box protein At5g03100-like. Bases 220 to 1611 code for a protein of 463 amino acids. The record is from RefSeq and is a predicted model, not a curated record. Lineage: Eukaryota; Viridiplantae; Streptophyta; Magnoliopsida; Cornales; Cornaceae. Gene Ontology annotation, molecular function: protein binding. The transcript has 3 exons.
UCCACCAAUAAUUGAUGUUAUCUGGAUUUAUCCUGUAAAUGUUUUUUUAUUUUUAUUUUUUAAUAAUUAAUGUUAUUUGUUGGGCUUUUAUUAUUUAUUAUUUAUUUUUUAAUUCCAAUCUAAAUUGCUAUGUUAAGAGGUAUAAAAGGCGCUAAAUAUUUUUUCGGCUUUAUUGAUUUCCCGCCGUUUUUGGCAAUCCACAUUUCCAAGCACGUUUAGAUGCAUACAAUCAGGGUAGUGGAGAAAAGAUAUAUUCCGUACAAUCAAGCUAGGGUUUGUUUUCUUUUCCUCAUGCCACCGGGAACAAGAAGAAACCCUCUAUUUUUCAGGUCGAAUGGCCAUUACAACACAAACUAUAAUUCUUAUGAUGAUGACGAAGAAGAGCAGGACAAAAGCCACCACAGAGAAUAUGAUACUUACGACGAAGACGACGACGAUGAAGAAGAAGAGGAACAACCCAGCUUUGAUUUCAGUGGAGAUGAGAAACCCCGUGGUUCAGACGGAGACGAGUCAACCGAUUGCGACGAAGAAAGCUUAUUGCUGCCGCGUUCGCUUCCGCAGCCACCACCACCGUCUCUGCCGCCAGACAAAACCAGUGCCUCGCCAUCGAAACAGCAACGCGGAGAAACCCCAGAUCGAAUCGGGUCAUUGCCGGACAAACUACUCCUUCACAUUCUCUCUUUUUUGCCCAUGAAGGACGUCGUCAAAACAGGGGUUUUAUCGAAAAGAUGGGUAUACCUCUGGACUUCUGUUGAAAACAUCUUAUUCAGUUUUCGUGACUUACCAAAUGAUUCCAAUUAUUUCAGUAAUCGUAUCUCACCAUACGAGAAGGGUCUCCAAAAAUUCAUCUCAUUUGUUGAUAAAACCCUAAUUCUCUGCACAUCAUCUACUGUCAGAAAGUUUUGUCUGGAUUUUGGGUAUGACCGUCGUUUUGUUCCAACUGUUAAUGUGUGGGUUCGAUUCGCUAUGCAGAAGAAUGUGGAGGAGUUGGAGCUGACUUUGUAUAAUCGAUGCCCGGGUAAUCGAUAUAAGUUGCCACAGUAUGUCUAUACCAAUUCAGCAUUAGCAAAAUUGAGCUUGUCCAAGUGCAAGAUCAUUUCAUACAAGGCUGUUCAAUGGAGUUCCCUUAGGGCUUUGACAAUUAAGUGUACCGAGGUUUCGAAUUAUGCUAUUGGAAAGAUACUAUCAGGCAGUCCUGUAUUGGAGUUUCUGGAAUUGUAUAGAUGUUGGCUUUUUGAUGAUCGCUUGAAUAUCAAUUCUGCAAGUUUGAAGAAAUUGGUGAUAAGGGGCUAUAGGAACCCAUUUCUUGAAGAAGAGAAAGAAGAGUCGGUAAUCUCAGCUCCUAAGGUGUUGUCACUGGAAAUUAUGGGGUAUAUUAUGCGUAAGAAGUUUCGGCUAGAGAAAGUGUCAUCUUUGGUUGAAGCUAAGCUCAAUUUUGAACAAGAUUAUUCCCGUUUGGAUGACUAUCAAGCGAAUAGAGAUAUGUUGACUGGUCUUCUUACGAGCCUUCAGCAUGUUAAGGAUCUUACCUUAGGGUCUUUCUGUAUUCAGGUCCUAUCAACACUAGAGGUGAAAGGUCUGCCAUCUCCUUUGUCAGAGUGCAAACGUUGAACACUAAUCAUGCACAUGAAGAAAUGGGACCUCCCAGGUAUAGCAAGUGUUCUACAAAGUUCACCUGAUCUGGAGACAUUAGUCAUAGACAUGGCCUCACCUUGCUUCUCGAAGAUUAAAUUUUCCCCCGAGUUUCACAAGUCUUAUGAUUUUGAUGGAGAGAGCCAUUGGAAAUCGCAAAAGCGGGAUUUCAAGUGUUUGUUACCGCAUCUGAAGACCAUUAAGAUUGUUGGUUUCACAGGAGAUUCUUGUG